UGUACCUGAAAAAUAAAAAAAUUCUUUGCAACAAAAAGAAAAAUGUCUCUAUUCGUGCUUGAUACUUCAGGUAAUCAAGAUUUACUUGCAGCAGAUAGACUAGCAAAGCCAAAAUAUGAAAACUCAAAAAAGCGCCAAUUAUUAAAGGAGUCCUCAGGUUUGGGCCUGGGUGAUUUUGCAGCCGAAUUACAAAGCGAAGAUAAAAAUGAGGAUAAGGAAGAAUAUGAUUUCUUUGGUCUUCCCCCACCCAGUGUGGACAUUUCGAAUAUCAUUGAAAAUACUUUAGCAGUGACACGUAAAUUGCCCUCAAAGAUGGAACAAGAUAUGGACCAUGUUAUGCAAAUGGCAGAUGAUGCUUUUGUAAAAAAAGAUCAACGUAAACCUAGACUAAAGCGUUUGGUCGAUAUGGAUCAUUCCGAUUUUAAUGAAAUAACGGGAAAGCGUGAUGAAGUACAAGUGUUUAAAAGCAGCAUAGAGAAACAAUUAGAAAAUUCGGAUAUGGUGCCAAAUUUAGAACAACUUAAGGAAUUACCCAGCAUAACACAAAAGAGACAAAGAGAAUUGAAUAAGGUUGAACGUUCCAAAACCAAGGGUAAAGGUUGGUUUGAUAUGCCAGCCACUGAACUGACCGAGGAAAGGCAAAAUGAUUUGAAAAUCUUACAGAUGCGUUCUGUUUUGGACCCCAAACAUUUCUACAAGAAAAACGAUUUAAAAGUUUUGCCCAAAUAUUUCCAGAUUGGUACCGUACAACAUUCUCCUUUGGACUAUUACAAUGAGCGUGAUACUCGCCGCAAUAAGAAACGUACUCUAGUGGACGAACUGCUGGCCGAUACGGAUGCCCAAAAAUACAUUAAGCGUAAACAUAAGGAAAUCAUGAUAACAAAACAAAAGUAUGCCCACCGCAAGGCAAUGAAUAAGAUGAAGAAACUAAAGAAAAAUAAAUAAUUUUAAUUUAACACAA
Molecule: messenger RNA, 961 nt
Organism: Calliphora vicina (urban bluebottle blowfly)
Lineage: Eukaryota; Metazoa; Arthropoda; Insecta; Diptera; Calliphoridae
Exons: 4
Coding region: 43-945 (300 amino acids)
Biological process (GO): RNA processing
Cellular component (GO): nucleolus
Molecular function (GO): RNA binding
Source: RefSeq, a predicted model, not a curated record